GGACAGUCACACAUCCGCUGCUUCUGUUGGUGUUACGCACGAAUUAAUACGGAGAUGAAAUUGAGUUUUGUAAUUUUCCGAGGUGUGGUUUGGUUAAUAUUAUCACAAAUAAGAUGCUCACAUGGUGCCCGAAUAUUGGGAUUUUUCGGAGCACCUAUUAGAUCCCACUUUAUCGUUGAGGAGCCACUUAUGAAGGAAUUGGCUAAGCGUGGACAUGACGUCACUGUUAUCACUCCAUUCAGCCAGCAAGGAUCUGCUUUGGACAACUAUCGUUACAUUGAAAUAUCAGACUCUCUCAAUAGUUCGUUCUUUCAAAGCUUUACAUCUUCAGCAGUCCAAUCUGGCGACGAAAAAUCGUCCAUAUUAAAGAUAUUCAAUAUGCUCUAUAGCAUGGCCGGAGAAUCAAUGAAUUUAUUGAGGCAUCCCAAGUUUUUGGCAUUAAAGAAAGAACACUUUGACUUGGUCAUAAUUGGAUGGUUUUUGAACGACUAUGCCCUUGGAUUGUCGGGCCAUUUCCACUGUCCAUCUGUAAUAAUCACGGCUAAUAAAAACCUUUAUCCGAUCAGACAAUUCAGUGGUAAUCCUAGCAGUGCGCUGACUAUUCCAACCGUUUUGAUAGAAGUGAAUCCAAGGAUGGCUUUUUUCGACAGAGUUCUCAAUCUGUUCGCAUACAUCGUGGAGUUCCUUAUGUUUGAAUUUAUCUUUCAUUGGUACGCAAUGCCCUACUAUAAGGAAGCAUUUCCACCGCAUCAGUAUCCCUCGUAUGACGAAGUAUCGAAGAACGUGUCAUUGGUCUUGGUUGCGCAGCAUUUCAGUGGACAUGUUCCCGAAGCAUUACUGCCGAAUGUAAUCGAAAUCGAGGGUUUACAUGUCGAAAAGGAGCCAUCGCCUCUUCCUACGGAUAUCAAAGAUUUUUUGGAUAGCGCCACUGAUGGAGCCAUUUUCUUUAGCCUCGGCUCAAAUGCUAAAAGCUCCGAGCUACCGCAGGAAGCGAUCUCGGCUAUUAUACACAAAUUCCAGAAAAUGAAGCUAAAAAUCUUAUGGAAAUUCGAAGCAGACCUGCCCAAUAGACCGGACAAUGUUAAAAUUGGAAAAUGGUUGCCACAGAACGACAUUUUGGCUCAUCCAAAUGUGAAGCUUUUCAUAUCACACUGUGGCAAGGGAGGAAUUACUGAAGCAAAAUUCCACGGAGUACCGAUACUUGCGAUACCAAUGUUCGCCGAUCAAUUCAGCAAUGCUGUCAAAAUUCUUAACGAAGGAUGGGCUGUGAGUCUUCCGCUUGGUGAGAUCAAUGCCAACACCUUUUCUGCCGCCUUAGACGAAGCUUUAAAUAACGCUUCCUAUACGCAAGUUGCCAAGAAACUGGCAACAUUAUACAGAGAUCGACCAGCGCAUCCACUGGAUACAGCUGUCUUCUGGGUGGAAUACGUUAUUAGACACGACGGCGCUUAUCACAUGCAGAGUCCUGCUGUUCAUCUGAAUUUGUUGCAGUAUUAUCUAGUUGAUGUGAUUGCAUUUAUUGUUGUCGCUUUGUUAGUAGUGGUUAGAGUGAUUAGGAUUCUGUUUAACGUUUUUCUGAUGAAAGUGUUUGGGAUUCGGAAGCGAAAGUUGAAAAAGGAAUAAAAUUUAAAUAAAAUACAAUUUUUGCAA
Bradysia coprophila is the source of this 1650-nucleotide messenger RNA. Its product is annotated as UDP-glucosyltransferase 2-like. Lineage: Eukaryota; Metazoa; Arthropoda; Insecta; Diptera; Sciaridae. The record is from RefSeq and is a predicted model, not a curated record. Gene Ontology annotation, molecular function: UDP-glycosyltransferase activity.